This is a messenger RNA of Salarias fasciatus (jewelled blenny), 726 nucleotides long. It is a transcript of the gene pbdc1, whose product is annotated as polysaccharide biosynthesis domain containing 1. The coding region runs from base 48 to 548 and encodes 166 amino acids. NCBI's taxonomy places the organism in Eukaryota, Metazoa, Chordata, Actinopteri, Blenniiformes, Blenniidae. The record is from RefSeq and is a predicted model, not a curated record. Gene Ontology annotation, cellular component: cytoplasm. The transcript has 6 exons.
CAUGCGCAGAGUGACUCCUCUGCCUCCUAGACGAUCUCUGAGGAAGCAUGGCGUCGGACAGCGGGCUCGCUUCUCUGGGUGUGGAGGGAGCCGCGGCUGCAGCUCACGCUCUCUCGCUGCCCGCCGAAGCCUACGGGAAUGACCCGCGGGUGGAGGUGAUGUGGGCCAUGAAGGCCUACAACCACGCAGAGGUUUACUUUAAUCUGAUUUCCUCGGUGGACCCGAAGUUCCUGAAGCUGACCAAGAUGGACGACCAGAUCUACAGCAGCUUCAGAGAAAGCUUCCCGGAGCUCGACAUCAAGCUGCUGCAGGCCGACGACCUCAAGUCCGAGCAGGCCAAAGAGCGGUGGCGUCCCUUCUGUAGCCAGUUCGAGGGCCUGGUGGAGGAUUUUAACUACGGCACGCUGCUGCGCCUGGACUGUGAGAAGGACUACACCGAGGAAAACACCAUCUUCGUCACCAGGGUGCAGUUCUUCGCCGUGGAAAUCGCCCGGAACAGAGAAGGUUUCAACAACGCUGUGUUUACAUCAAAAUCAUCGAAAAGCUAGAGGUUCGUGGUCCGGCGGUUCCGGGUUCCAGGUUCCGGGUUCUGCGCCUCCUUCCUGUCAGACGGACGUUUCUGGACUCAGUUUGUUCUUUUUGUAUUUAAACUUCUUGGUGCCUCCUGAUCAGCGCUGCUUUUAAUUUGUCUGUAACGAGGAAAUAAAGUCAGAGUUUCAAACUGGA